Caenorhabditis elegans is the source of this 665-nucleotide messenger RNA. RefSeq names its product Transthyretin-like protein 46 (gene ttr-46). Gene Ontology annotation, cellular component: cell surface; extracellular region. The transcript is spliced from 4 exons. The record is from RefSeq and is marked reviewed. Lineage: Eukaryota; Metazoa; Nematoda; Chromadorea; Rhabditida; Rhabditidae. The coding region runs from base 3 to 542 and encodes 179 amino acids.
GGAUGAACAAGUUGUUCGUCUUACUGAUUGCCCUUCUCGGGCUUACCGCAGCCAUGCGUGAUCAGUCGAUUGCAGUAAAGGGACGCCUUCUGUGUGGGAAUGGACCAGCAGCCAAUGUUCGUGUCAAGUUAUGGGAAGAGGAUACUGGACCAGACCCGGAUGAUCUCCUUGACCAAGGUUAUACCGAUGCUAAUGGUGAAUUUAGUCUUCAAGGAGGUACUGCUGAGUUGACUCCAAUUGAUCCAGUAUUCAAAGUGUACCACAAAUGUGAUGAUUCGAAGCUCAAGCCAGGUGCUCGCAAGGUCAAACUCGCACUUCCGAAAAGCUACAUCACUAGCGGAAAAGUGGCCAAGAAAACGUUUGACAUCGGAGUGCUCAACCUCGAAACAGUUUUUGCUAAGGAAGAGCGUGAGCUUCUUGUAUCCAGACGUCGCCGAGGGGGUUUCAAUGCCGAUUAUAUGGAUCCAGAUAACUCUGAGAAGGAUCAAAGCAAAAGCAGUGAAGAAUCAGAAGAUAAAGAAAAGACUGUGGAAACUUUCUAGACAUUAAUCAUUUUCUCAAUACUGCACACAAGGGUUUCAGAUAAUAUCUGAAAAUCAUUGGGCUUCAUUUAUUUUCUUUAACUGAAAACAAUAUGAUAUUAUGAUAAUAAAAUUAUUGUUUUA